CCAGAUUUUCCCGAUUUCGUAUAGGUAUCACGUGUGGGUCCACUAAAAUAUAGCGUGUUUGAGUCAGUAUGCCCGUGAAAGGAGGAACAUCAGCCGCCAAGCUAUUCCUGUAUGUGCACAUAAGUAUUUUGUAUGCCUUUACAUUGCUUCAUAUGUAGAUUUGACCAGCACAAAAAAUGUCGCGUCUUCCCUGUUCUCGUGAAACACGGCCGUUUUUGCCUCCGAAAAUCGUGGUGUCAAUCCUGUCUCGACGUCGCAUGGAGAAUAGCAUGUGAGAGAAUCUUGGCGAGGGCGUUUGAUCGGAUUCGGUGGUGGCCUUUGUUCCGGAGGGAAACGGUAAAAGCGAGUUUGUAGUUGCUGGCCACCGAUUGGCCAGCGAUUGGGAGCUCGCUAGAAGAAGGUCCUCCUUCAGAUUGUUCAAGUAAUUCCACUUGAAACUUCUGAGAUCUCGCAACUUCUGCUCUCGCACUGCUCUCGCUUUCUGGAAAGAUUAGGAGUGUGAUUGGUGUGCCUGGUUCUUCAUCCAGGAUAUUCUCCCGUAUGCGCCGUCUCAAAAUCAGUCGCAGCGUCGUUCCUGCAGUUUCUGGGCAGCGAUUGGGCGACAAUUAUUAAGGCAUUUCUGGCUAGCGUAAUUUCUCAUAGAUUUGCUUUUCCAUACUUAAGACUCAAAGUGUAGGUGACAGUUAUUUGAAUUGAAAUGUGCUGUUUAGCCUGCAGGUCAGUGUGUGGGGAGUGCUUCGUUCGAAGUGGACGACGGAACUGGGUCAGUUGCGUUCUAAUGUGGAACUUGUCAGGCACAGAAAAGUUGGUGCGCGUCCAUAUGCUAAAUUAACGCAAUUCUGUUGUAAGUACUACCAAUGACGCAGCGACUACAGCCUGUUCUGAGACCACAGUUCUCGAAAAAUGGAAACUAGUCAUACUGCCAUCAUCACAGACCUGCUUCUUGAUGGUUGCUAAUAACACGCAAUACUCCGAAGUCAGUUUUUUUUUGAGCGUUCCGAGAG
Amoebophrya sp. A25 is the source of this 1004-nucleotide messenger RNA. Lineage: Eukaryota; Dinophyceae; Syndiniales; Amoebophryaceae. The record is from the annotation of a GenBank genome assembly.